Messenger RNA from Carassius carassius (crucian carp), 427 nucleotides. Its product is annotated as cytochrome c oxidase assembly factor 1 homolog. The transcript is spliced from 4 exons. The record is from RefSeq and is a predicted model, not a curated record. Bases 95 to 427 code for a protein of 110 amino acids. Gene Ontology annotation, biological process: mitochondrial respiratory chain complex IV assembly; mitochondrial respiratory chain complex I assembly. Lineage: Eukaryota; Metazoa; Chordata; Actinopteri; Cypriniformes; Cyprinidae. Gene Ontology annotation, cellular component: mitochondrial inner membrane.
UUUUAGUGACUUAAAAACAAAGUCCCUUUAGGCUUUGCUUAUUAAGUACAUAAUAGAUGUGACGCAUUAGAGGUCUGCUCCGUCUGAAGUGAGGAUGAGUCGCUCCACCAGCCUCCUGCAGCAGAUGACUAUAUUCAUGACCGUAGUGACCGGCGGCGGCUGCGCGAUGAUGUAUUACCUCAUGCAGAAAAAUUUUGCAAAAGCAGAGUAUUACCACCUGGCCCUUGAACAGCUGAAGAAUAACUCCACAGCCAUGGCCAGUCUGGGCGCUCCUCCGCUAAAGAUACACAACAUCCAUUUAACUGACCGACACAACCGCAUUGACAACAGCAGCGCUAAGCUCAAGAUCCCAGUUACCGGGUCAAAGACCGGAGGUUAUCUCUACACAGACACACUCUUGAACAGGUCCCAUGAUUUCACCUCUUAA